GCAUACGCAUACACACAUAUGUAUAUAUAGAGAGAGAGACAUCCUUGUCCCUCUCUCUCUCUCUUGUGUUGAAUGAAUGCUGAUUAAGCCUAUUCACCCAAAAAAAUGCUGAUUAAGCCCCGUAGCCUUCGCUCCUCCCUCCGCUUUUUGAACAACACUUGGAUUAUCAAACCCAACUAACUCAUUCUCCCAACUGGAUAAGAACCCUCUUCAUCCACUCCUCCUUUUUAGGAAUCUACUCUCUCCUCAUGCCUAUUCUCUCUCUGUCUCUCUCUCUUCUUCAAAUCUCAUCUUAAUCUCUCUCUCUCUCUCUCUCUCUCUCUCUCAUAACACUCUUCCUUUCUCUUCUCCAAAUGGGUUUUCAGUCCUUCUCAUCAAUUCAAUCAGUUUUUGAAGUACAGGGUAGUACAUCUUCUUUUUUAAAUCACGGUAUCUAGACACGUAACGGUAACAAUAACAUACACAGACACAGUAUCCAGCAAUACGUAUCGAGAAUCAGGUGAUACAAGAGAAUACUUGUUGAUGGACUAUUUGAGAGAGAUAGAAAGCAAGACAGCACAUGAUCAUCAUCAUCAUAAUCAUUCAAAUGAGAAGAUGAAGAUUAGGUCUCCAAGACGAGUCUAUGUUCCUGGACCGGUCAUCGUUGGAGCUGGACCAUCUGGGUUAGCCGCCGCAGCGUGCUUGAAACAGAGAGGCGUGCCGAGCAUAGUUUUGGAGAGAUCUAACUGUAUAGCUUCUUUAUGGCAGCUCAAGACCUACGAUCGUCUCCGGCUUCACUUGCCGAAGCAAUUCUGCGAGCUACCACUUAUGUCUUUCCCUCAAGAAUUCGCUACUUACCCUACAAAACAGCAGUUUGUUCACUACUUAGAAGAAUAUGCGAAAAGAUUUGAGAUUAGGCCUCUGUUCGGGGAGGCGGUGGCAAGUGCGGAGUUUGAUCGGAGUGUCGGGUUUUGGAGAGUGAAGAGUGUGGGGGUGAAGGAGGGGGAGGAGACGGAGUUUGUUUGCCGGUGGUUGGUGGUGGCUACCGGAGAGAAUGCGGAGGCGGUGGUGCCAGAGAUUGAAGGGAGAGAGGAGUUUGAAGGGCCUAUAGUUCAUACAAGUUCUUACAAGAAUGGUGGUGUUUUUGGAGGGAAGAGAGUUUUGGUGGUUGGUUGUGGGAAUUCAGGAAUGGAGGUCUGUUUGGAUCUCUGCAACAAUAAUGCUAGCCCUUCCCUUGUGGUCAGAGACACAGUACAUGUCCUACCACAAGAGAUGCUGGGAAAAUCAACUUUCGGGCUGUCCAUGUGGUUGCUAAAGUGGCUGCCCAUGAACCUUGUCGACCGCUUUCUCUUGGUGGCAUCGCGGAUCUUUCUCGGUGACACUGCCAGGCUUGGCCUCGACCGCCCUUGCUUGGGUCCCCUUGAGCUAAAGAACUUGUCGGGAAAGACACCCGUGUUGGAUAUUGGUACCCUUGCAAAGAUUAAAAGUGGAGACAUCAAGGUAUGUCCAAGCAUUCAGCGACUAACGCGUUAUACCGUGGAGUUUGUCAAUGGGAGCAAAGAAAAUUUUGAUGCAAUCAUCUUAGCAACUGGUUACAAAAGCAAUGUACCUUCUUGGCUAAAGGAGAGUGAAAUGUUCUCGGAGAAAGAUGGGUUACCACGAAGGCCAUUUCCAAAUGGUUGGAAAGGCGAGUAUGGACUAUAUGCCGUGGGAUUUACCAAACGCGGAUUGCUUGGUGCAUCAAUUGAUGCUAGGAGAAUUGCAGAAGACAUUGAACGGUGUUGGAAAGCUGACGCAAAACAUCUUGCAGCCUUUACGCGCUCACUUUCGCCUCAAUCAUGAUUUAAAUUGAGCUACAAAACAUAGGUUUGAUUUGUAAAAGGUAUAGAUGAUUGGAGAAUUUACCAUUCGCUCAAUUUUGGUACCAUGAUGUCUCUCCUCCAAUUGAGGAAAAGAAGAGAAGUCAAAGAAAGACAAAGGAGUGUUCUCUCUCUCAAUGACACCAAGCCUUGGGAAGGAGGAACUGAGAGCAAAAGAAGGCUUCUUUUUUUU
This is a messenger RNA of Camellia sinensis, 2031 nucleotides long. It is a transcript of the gene YUC6, whose product is annotated as Flavin-binding monooxygenase family protein. Gene Ontology annotation, molecular function: flavin adenine dinucleotide binding; NADP binding; N,N-dimethylaniline monooxygenase activity. The record is from RefSeq and is a predicted model, not a curated record. Lineage: Eukaryota; Viridiplantae; Streptophyta; Magnoliopsida; Ericales; Theaceae. Gene Ontology annotation, biological process: auxin biosynthetic process.